AUGUCACCCACGGAUGCCACUACACCUUCUAUAGCUUACUACAGAGCCUUAGAAUCAGCUAAACUCAGUGACACUGAGGAGGAGAAGUUCAUCACUGUGUUUGAACUGACUACCUCUGCUGAAAAAGACCAAGAUAACUUCAAAGAGACCCUAAGUGAUGAAGAGUCCACCUAUGCAGUCAAUGUUUGGAUGCAGAGACACACAAUAAAGGAAGCAGAAACCAAUUCCGUUUUGCUUACGGCAGCUGAAUCCAGGUAUGACUUCACUGUCACUGCCUCAGAAGCUGUGACCAUCACAGGAGAGCCAGCUACUGACACAACAGAAGACCUGCCUGAAAAUAAUGCGACAGAAUCUGUACCUGAGGACAUUGAGUCACGUUCUGACACUCCAAACUAUGAGAAAGACACCUCCAUGGCUGCAAGUGGUAUCUUCAAGCUACUGAAGGAAGAUCCAGAUGAGCUCAUGAUGUAA
Messenger RNA from Heterocephalus glaber (naked mole-rat), 471 nucleotides. Lineage: Eukaryota; Metazoa; Chordata; Mammalia; Rodentia; Bathyergidae. The record is from RefSeq and is a predicted model, not a curated record.